GGAGAGGAAAGGACUCGUCCAUAUUACAGCUGCUGUUUCAGCGGUUUUGGUGGUGAUGGACCCUCCCGGCGGGCGAGAUGAACGUCGGCGUCAGGCUGAACGUCUUCGACGGGAGGAGGCUUACUACCACUUCAUCGAUGAGCUGAGCGAGGAGGAGUAUCGCUUGAUGAGAGACAGUAACCUGCUGGGCACGCCAGGUGAAGUCACAGCUGAGGAACUGAGGCAGCGACUGGACGGAGCAAAGGAGCGAGUCUCCUCCCAGCCUCAAGCCGAAACACGUCCUCAGAACAGCGAGGCAGGAAACGAGGGCAGCAGCGGUGCCGUCGAGCCCGGGGCCGAGAGCACCAACGGAGACUCCUUGCUGGAGUGGCUGAACACGUUUCGGCGCACGGGCAACGCCACCCGCAGCGGCCAGAGCGGCAACCAGACGUGGCGGGCCGUCAGCCGCACGAACCCGAACAGCGGCGAGUUCCGCUUCAGCCUGGAGAUCAACAUCAACCACGAGCAGCCCGAGCCCGGCGAGCACAACGACGCCCCUGAACCCGCCGAAUCCCCCGUCCCCCAGAGGGCCUCCGUGUCUUUACGCGCUCCCCCUCGGCCUCCGCCGCCGUACCCCGCUUUGGGGAGAAGGGCGCAGGCACGGCGCACUCGUAGUAGCACUACCCCACCCAUAACUCCGCCCCUAAUCUCUCAUGCACCUUAUACGAGUCUAAGAAGGAACCUCGUUCUGCCUCAGCUGGCGCCCGUUUCUGUACAGAGCCCGUCCACUUCCCAAACGCAAGAGCAGUAUAGUGCCAGUGUCGUGGGCGAAGUACAAGCCUCGCCCACGUUGCUUAAUAAUACAGAAGCCACGGAUGCUGAUAAUGAAGGUCUGGACUCUACGGAUGCUGUGUCUCAAACCGGCCCGCAGGGGGCGGGAGCUAGCCGCGAGGCACGCGCCAGGACUCGUACGCGCGGCCGGGUGCGCCGGGCGGCUCCGUCCCGGUCUGCGUUACGCAGCCGCUCCCCUCUAGAUAGAAACUCUGCCCAAAGUGUUAGCCCCGCCCCGAGCAACCCUCCUCCCGCUGCCGAGCCCAGUGUGAACACAUCUGUCGCUAUGGAGACGAGUGAAGCGUCUGUGGAAACGGUCGCUCCUGCAGAAGCCGCUCCGGACGCCAGCGCGGAGGAGGGCGAGCCGCAGGGAUCGGGCGCAUCCGGAGGCGUACGCCGGCACCCGACCAUCAUGCUCGACCUGCAGGUGCGCCGCAUCCGACCCGGCGAGAACCGCGACAGGGACAGUAUCGCUAGCCGUACGCGAUCGCGCGCCCGCGCCGCCGAGAACACCGUGACCUUCGAGAGCGACAGCGGAGGUUUCCGGAGGACCAUUUCUCGUUCGGAGCGUGCUGGCAUCCGCACCUACGUGAGCACCAUUCGUAUUCCCCUGCGCCGCAUCUCCGAGACCGGUCUGAGCGAGCCGAGCUCCACGGCGCUUCGCUCCAUCCUGCGGCAGAUCAUGACCGGGUUCGGCGAGCUGAGCUCCCUGAUGGAGACCGAGGCCGACUCGGAGAGCGGCGCCGUCGCCGGACCGAACGUCGCCGUCGACCCCGGAACGAAUCGGGCGCAGGAGGGCGAGGGGACAGCCGCUACUACGGACUCACGACAAGACGGUGGACCCGUGGGCGAGGCGGGACAGGCGAGGGUGGCCGCCGGCGGACGAGACACCAACAAUUUAGUGGAGAACGGGACGCUGCCCAUCCUGCGGCUGGCGCACUUCUUCUUGCUCAACGACGAGGACGACGACGAGCACCCGCGCGGCCUCACCAAGGAGCAGAUCGACAAUCUGGCCACGCGCACCUACGGCCAGGCCAGCCUGGAGGGCGAGCAGGGCCGCGCCUGCAGCGUGUGCAUCAACGAGUACGCGCAGGGCAACAAGCUGCGCAGCCUGCCCUGCGCCCACGAGUUCCACAUCCACUGCAUCGACCGCUGGCUGUCGGAGAACAACACGUGCCCCAUCUGCAGGCAGCCCAUCCUCUCCAGCCACCAGGACUGAUUCCCCUCUGGUACCGCGCCUGUACAUAGCGCCCCGGUCGACGUGCCCGCUCAUCCAGAUCCGCUCUCUUCAGCUGUAGUUAGAACCGAAAGGAAAAAAAGAAAUACGAAUACAACAGAGAAUUAACAAAGCUUUAUUUUUUUAGACUUUUAUUUUCUGCUCCGCGUAGUCUCCUCUCCGUCACCCCGCCCUCGUUAACACACGUUAACUGUGAUGAAUCAGUGUUAGCAAAAGCUAAUCAGUCUCACUUUACGCCGCGUUUGAUUUCACAGAAGCGAUUUUAUAGGAUGAACUGUACGUGCGAGACUCUGUCCAUGUGUAAAUAUGAACGCUUGUGCUUCUGAGGUCCCGCGAUGAGACUCGGUGUAGAUGGUUAUUUAAACUUCCGUUGAAAAAAAAAAAUGUCUUUUAAAGUUCAUUUUAAAGCUCUUAUUGCAAAACAAAAAACUAAAUCUUCCAUUUUAAGCUCCUAUUGGCUGAUAAUGAUCAUGGAGAUCUGCUCCAUAUCCAAUUUGUAUUUUUAAACUUUCUUUGUUUGUUUUAUUGAAGAGCCACUAAACACUACAUAGAGGAUACGUACCAGGGUCACGACAAGACAUUUUUAUUUACUUUUGUAUGUACCCUUAAUGAAAUUAACCAUCAUAUUACAGUAAUAUGCAGCAAAAGUGACAGUCAGUGUGAAAUUCAUGCCGUUAUUAGGCAGUCCUGUCAGAGUUAUCUCACAGUCGCCAAAUCACAGUUAUAUAUAUAUAAAAAGAUUUGGGGUGGCACGGUGGCUUGGUGGGCGGCACUGUUGCCUCACAGCAAGAAGGUCCUGGGUCCUUUCUGUGUGGAGUUUGCAUGUUCUCCCCGUGUCUGCAUGGGUUUCCUCCCACAGUCCAAAGACGUCCAAGUGAGGUGAAGUGGAGAGACAAAAUUGUCCAUCACUGUGAAGAUUAGAGCUGAUGAAUAAUAAUAAUAUAAAAAGAUUUGAAUUAUUUAAGGUGACUGUAGUUCAUAUAAAUCAUAUUUACAUCACUUCUAUGUCAAAGGAUUUCUCUUCGAUCUGUUUGUAGCUCGGGUCAACCCUUCAAAAUAUCAGUUUUAUCUCUUUGCGGUUUGUGUUACUGCACUAAGCCCCUGUGAGCAAGGCCCUAAACAGUGGAUAGCGCUGUCGCCUCACAGCAAGAAGGUCCUGGGUUCGUUUCCCAGCUGAAGCGGUCCGUGUCCUUUCUGUGUGGAGUUUGCAUGUUCUCCCAGUGUCUGUGUGGGUUUCCUCCAGAAGCCCAAAGACGUGCAAGUGAGGUGAAUUGGAGAUACAGAAUUGUCCAUGACCCAAGAUCUCAGCACUAGAUAGUUGCGUGUUGGUGUGGGAGCUACAGAUGUACAAUUUAUGAAUGAAAUAUAUAUUCUGGGGUAGAUUUUUGAAAUCAUAAAGCAAAAAGCUGUAUAAAAACUCAACACUGAGAUAGUCAACUGUUUCAAAGCGGUACACGUUUUGACCUAAAUCCAAGUCAUUGGUGAACCACUUCCUCCCCCCAGUAAAGCUUAGAUGUCUGUAGAAUUACCCAUGUAGAUUUUGCACUUUUGCUCGAAUGCUGUAAUAUGAUAAUCAGUUUUAUGGAGGGUGUAAAUCAAAGUAAAUGAAGCCAUGACAGAAUGAAGAAUGACAAUGAAGCCAUUUCUUCCUGCACUAGUUAUACAUGAACCUAUUUGCUUAUAAAACCCCUUAACUGUCUGAUCCAUCGAGUGCAUGUGUUAUUUCUUUUGGUUUGUAGACAGAUGAUAACAUGAUGGAGCUUUGUUAGAACCGAAAUGCAGGUCACAAUAUUUAAAUUGAGGGAUAAUUAAUUAUUUUUUAUAGUUUUUUGUGGGUUGUGCAAUGAUAUGAUGAGUGGAAGGAAAUAAAUGAGAUGAUCGUGAUGAUUAGUUUUAGGUCCUUUUUGUUUUUAUCAUCGCUGAUUUCCUGCAAUUGUUUUCAUUUCAGCUUAAAUCUUUAUCCACAUCAUCUGCUGUGAACGAGUUAUUACCACAAACAUGAGUUUUGUCCAACUACCCACGUGUACACCUGCUCUUUCAUGUUAAUACUCUAUCAGCCAGUCGUGUGGCUUUAGUGCAGUAUGUACAGUUAUACAGACGGGUCAGGCGCUUCAGUUAACGUUUCCAUCAACUGCCGCUCACUAGAUGUUUUUGUGUGGCAGACUGUGACCAUCCAAGUCCCUCAGAUCACAUGUGUUCUGGUCUGAUGUUUGAUGUUUGAGGUGAAGUUCUUGUGCUUGCUUGUAUGAUUUUAUACUUUGUGCUUCUGGUUCAUGACAGGACAGUUACAUGAACAUGCAGGGGUUCCUAAUAAAAUGGCCAGUGGUAAGAUUUCUCUGUACUGAAGGGAAUCAGGCGAUGUUUUUCGGUCAUGGUGACCGUUUUCUUCCCCUGUGAUGCAAGGUGUAUGCAACCAUUGAAUCAAUAAUUGAAACUGCUGCCAGAUUUUUCUGAAAAACCCACAGAACACUCCGGAAGGACGUCAGAUUGAAAGGGAAAGUUUUUGGGUGACGAAUUGUUUACCAAUCGUUCAGUCCCAAAACAAAAAAGAGCAGUUCUGAAAAUCAGUGACGUCCAAAGACUUUCAAGAGACACACGCCCCUUAUAGGUGUAUCUAAACUUUUAAUUUCAUUAAUAAUUAAGCUCUUUAAGUGCUCUUUUCUUUCAAAAUGAUUGUUUGUGGUAAUAACACACACACUUCAGAUUUAUUUCAAGGCUCAGUUAGAUUUCUUCAAUAUUGUCCUGUCAGGUUCUUCAGCUCUUUGCCAAACCUCAUUACUAAGUUGUUGGAAUGUUUUAGUUCCACUGGUUUUUCAUCCAGACUCCUUUCUUUUAAUAAUAGACCCCACAAAGUUUUACACGUUUACUGAUAUGUAAUGACACGAUUGUGCAAUGCGGACAUCAUUGUGACGGUGUAUGUUAACAAACGAGAGCAAUCACAGAGACCUGUAGUGAUGGAGAAGCACUUAAAGGGCAUUUUAAGCACCAUUAUAGAGUCUGUAUUGCUAUCCUGCAUGAUCGGGGUCGUACUGAACACACACAGCUGACUGGACUCAACUUCAACCUUAAAGUGGCUCGUUUUGUUUAUUUCCAAGAAGAUGAGAUGGUACAUUGUUUUAUUCCCCCUUAUUAUUUUUUGUUGUUUUAAACAAGCCUCUUAAGUUUUAGUUUCAUUUAAUUGAAGCACUAGGAAAGAUGACAUUUCUGUAUUAUUCUGUUUAUUUUGUUUUUUGGCAGAAAAUUCUUAUUUUGUGUAUGUAUGUAUGUGUGUGUGCGCGCGCGUGCGUGUGUAUGAAUGUCAGACAGAAAGUAUGAUGAGGCCUUUGGCCACUAAAUGCAGAAUGAUUUAUUUCGUUCUUAUUUAAAGGGGCAAGAAAUGACCUUGUAAUAUGACUAUGUAUUAUGUUCUAAUGUGAUGCUAAAACAGUUACGAAUAUGUUAUUAUGUUACGAUGUAAUUAAAUGAGCAAAUCACUUUUCUGCUCCUAAAAUUAAA
Molecule: messenger RNA, 5542 nt
Organism: Trichomycterus rosablanca
Lineage: Eukaryota; Metazoa; Chordata; Actinopteri; Siluriformes; Trichomycteridae
Gene: rnf6
Product: ring finger protein (C3H2C3 type) 6
Exons: 4
Coding region: 56-2029 (657 amino acids)
Biological process (GO): ubiquitin-dependent protein catabolic process; protein ubiquitination; positive regulation of DNA-templated transcription
Cellular component (GO): nucleoplasm; cytoplasm
Molecular function (GO): ubiquitin protein ligase activity
Source: RefSeq, a predicted model, not a curated record